Molecule: messenger RNA, 1102 nt
Organism: Cryptotermes secundus
Lineage: Eukaryota; Metazoa; Arthropoda; Insecta; Blattodea; Kalotermitidae
Product: peptidyl-tRNA hydrolase ICT1, mitochondrial
Exons: 5
Coding region: 91-684 (197 amino acids)
Biological process (GO): mitochondrial translational termination
Cellular component (GO): mitochondrial large ribosomal subunit
Molecular function (GO): translation release factor activity
Source: RefSeq, a predicted model, not a curated record
AUCGAGAUCAUCUGUGAGAAGUGUACUUGUGAUGCUAGUGAUGAUGGAAGUUGAUUUUACAACAUUUAGGUUAUAAAGGGAAUCGUUGAAAUGAAUGUCAUAAAAUUGGACUGCAUGCGAUAUUUAUGUCGCCAAAUCAGUGCCUCGAGUAGUUUGUUCUCUUACAAAAGUGCAAUUAGUCUAGAAAAUAUUUAUCCCAGUAGUAGUCUUAAGCUUACUACUCCUACAGAGGUGCCGGUAGAUCCCAACUGCCCCAAUUUUUCAGGUUUCAUACCAAUAGACAAACUUCAGGUAACAUACAGCAGAAGCACUGGUCCUGGCGGUCAGAAUGUCAACAAGGUCAACACAAAGGUCGAUCUCCGUUUCCAUGUUGCAUCAGCUGAGUGGAUAUCACAGGAUAUUAAGCAGAGGAUCCUAGACGAACACAGUGCUAAGAUAACAAAAGAAGGUUUCCUGGUGAUCCGUUCUGAUAAGACACGAUUCCAGCAGCUAAACUUGGCAGAUGCUCUAGAGCGGCUGCGAACUCUAAUUCGAGCUAUAGCUGAGCCACCAAAGGAAGUUUCACCAGAGACUGAGGAGAAGCUGCGGAAGCGGCGAGAGAAGAAUGCUCGUUUGAGGCUAGUGGAGAAAAGGGAAAGAUCCUCAACAAAGCAGCAGCGGCAGGCCCCAACCAUAGAUUUCUAGUUACAGUCCCUAACACUCCCAUGACAUGUUCCCAAACCCUUUCCUUUUGGAGUGUUUCUGAUGUAAAUAUCUGACAUAGGUCUACCAUGAGAAGCUCUCUGCCACCGACCAACGAAUUUACUGUCACUUUAUGAUCAUAUAUCAAAUGUAAUGUGUAUGCUCUUACCUUUUCAGUAGUUCAUAUUGUCAUAUGUAUCACAGGGAGUAAGUCGCAGGUCUGGAUUGGUAAUUGGAUACUUACAGGCCGUAACUACAAAUAAUUAUAACCCUAUUGCUGCUUUACACUAUGUACAAUCACUCCACACUGAUCUCUUCAAUCUAUCUGCAGUAAUCUUCACGGGAGCUGUAACAAUCUCACUGAAUCACGCUCCAAAUAUUAUGCAUAAAUAAAGUUAUCUAAUCAAAUGUCUAGACUUAA